CUUUGAGCGAACCAAAAACCAUUUGGAAGAAAGAAAUGAGGAGAGAAGAAAAAUGGAGGAAACCACCUUUCAUUGCUCGGGUUAGAGUAAACGAGGGGUCCGGAAGCCAUCUACGGAGUCAGAAUUCAGUUUGGAGGUUGUUAGAAGUUUCGUCGGAGCUUCGUCGGCGUGUCACCGGAAUCUGGAAAUUUUUGAAAUUCGGCGAAACUUCAAAAGGUGAAUAUGGUUGCGUAGAGGGCGAUCUCAGGAGCGUCAUCGUGUCGACAAAAUCGAAUUCGGACGUCGGAUGAGGGAGAACCGAGCCUCCGAACUUUGAGCAAAAAUCUGUCAAAUCCAGUUCGUUCAUUUGACGUCCAAACGACGAACCGUUUUCACCUACAGGAUCGUGAGAACGAGGAGAAUAUUAUGAAACCAAGAUCUGGAAUUUCCAGAGCUUUCACAGAAUCGGAUUUCGUCAUAAAUAAGGUGUGUGGGCUUACGGUAAAAGGGAACCGGAAUUACGUGUUUAUUUCUAAAUACGCAUGAUUGAGUUGAUGAUUAUUGAUUAUGAU
Messenger RNA from Linum tenue, 551 nucleotides. Lineage: Eukaryota; Viridiplantae; Streptophyta; Magnoliopsida; Malpighiales; Linaceae. The record is from the annotation of a GenBank genome assembly.